AUAAGCACUUAUAUUUCUUCAAAGCUUCGUUGAAGCUCAGGAAAAGAGAAAAAAUGGCGAAUUUUGCUCUUCUUCGGCUCCCUUUGAUCUCCUCUCAUGGCAGCUCGCCGCUGAGAAUCCGAGCAUCCUCCAAUGGGGUUCCAUUCUCGAAGCCGAAGACGGGGCCUUCCAUCUUGGAAAUCCCGCUGGAGAAGAUCAGGAGGCCGCUGAUGCGCACGAGAGCGAAUGAUCCGGAGAAGGUCGAGCAGCUCAUGGAGAGCAUCCGCUUGAUCGGUCUCCAAGAACCAAUCGACGUGCUAGAGGUCGAUGGAGUUUAUUAUGGUUUUUCCGGGUGUCACCGCUACGAGGCUCAUCAACGCCUUGGCCUGCCUACCAUACGCUGUAAAAUCCGACGUGGAACAAAGGAAACUUUGAGGCACCAUUUGCGAUGAAUCGAAGAGUUGGAUCAACCAGUCUUAUAAUAACGUCAAGAAAAAUGUUAUUGUUGUAUGAUAGCAUCUCCUGCAUUAUCUUCAAAUUUCCACCAAUUGUAAUAUAUAUAUAUAUUCAGAGAAUCUUGCAGCUACUGCUUGUGAAACCAUUGGGCAUCUUCAUAGAGUAGACCGAUUAUUAAUAAAUACUUUUCAAAAGGACUA
This is a messenger RNA of Dioscorea cayenensis subsp. rotundata (Guinea yam), 635 nucleotides long. RefSeq names its product sulfiredoxin, chloroplastic/mitochondrial. The transcript has 5 exons. Gene Ontology annotation, biological process: cellular response to oxidative stress. NCBI's taxonomy places the organism in Eukaryota, Viridiplantae, Streptophyta, Magnoliopsida, Dioscoreales, Dioscoreaceae. Gene Ontology annotation, molecular function: sulfiredoxin activity. The coding region runs from base 54 to 431 and encodes 125 amino acids. The record is from RefSeq and is a predicted model, not a curated record. Gene Ontology annotation, cellular component: cytoplasm.